This is a messenger RNA of Thalassophryne amazonica, 2519 nucleotides long. RefSeq lists its product as uncharacterized. The record is from RefSeq and is a predicted model, not a curated record. The transcript has 4 exons. Lineage: Eukaryota; Metazoa; Chordata; Actinopteri; Batrachoidiformes; Batrachoididae. The coding region runs from base 194 to 1879 and encodes 561 amino acids.
CCACUUUUUUGUUUAUGUUGGAUUUGCGAAAAGAGGAAAUAAAUAAAUAAAUAUUGUGGCUAUACAAUGACGAAAGCUCACAUGAUACACGAAAGUAUGUGGCUGAAUCGUAAGAUCCAAUAGAUUUUCCUGCGAAACGAGGAGGUUUCGUAAGAAUAACAAUUCAGAAAACACAGUUGUGGACUGAGACACAAUGGGCCGACUAGAUGAAGCAGCCAAAUGCAAAGUGGUGGAGCUGCGGAAAGCUGGUCUGAGUUUCCGUAAGAUCAAGGCUGUGUUGGAGCUGGAGAAUAUCAAAGUGUCUGCCCAAGCAAUCUACCUCUUCUUGAGGGAGUUUCAUGGAAGGCCACCUGGAAGAGUCAGACCCGUAGAAGCUGGAAGCAUUGCAUCCACUGCACAAGUGCAGGCCAGGCCUGGGGAAAGCCAUGCAGGAGCUCAGGAAGGAUGGAGUAACAUUCAUCUGCAAAACCUGCUACGUGGGACAUCAUCUCAGCAUGCUGGAUUUUCAGCAGCUGCAGAUUUUCCCAAACAGACAAAUUCAGAGACUAGCACACAGGCUUCUGGCUCUGGAGGUGGUCAGCCAGAGCAGACACUUGAGGGAGAUAAGGAUGAAAAUGACAUCCAAAUCAUUAGUGUUACAUCUCUUGCACAAAGCAGCCAACAAAGAGGCCUCCAGUCCAAUGUAAGAAGAACAGAGAGAGAGAAUGUGUCAUCCACAGGGACAUCAUCUGGAGCAUUUAUGAGGAGACGAGUCACACCGUCUCCAGCCACCAAUCCCAUACUGGCAGCUCGUAAGAGGCUAUUGGAUAAAGCUUUAUCACACAGAAUGAAGGUGGCAUCAUUGCCAAGGAGAGAUCAAUCCAGUAUUCAAGGCCCUAAUGUGAGAACUGCAGUGACACAACAGCCUGAUUCCUACAAUCUGACCAAUGAAAAGACUGUCAUGGAGGAUCAGCCAGCCGGCGGAUCUGCCCCACGACGUUUUUUGUCGCAGAGACCAGGUCUGUCUCUUCGUUCCAUUCACCCUCCUCUUCGGGUUGGCAUCCGACUUCCAAACAGGUCACCAGAUCCUUCAACAGCUCCAGGGGCCACUGUAAUCCAUCUGCACAACCCUGGUCAUGGUGCUGCUCAUUCGGAGGGGAACCCGAGCCCACAGCAAGUAGUUCAGGAUGCCAGCAGGAGAGAUGGUCUGCCUGAUCAGAUUGAAACUCUGGGUUCUGAGGUGCGCAGCUUGACCCUUGCGGUGAAGAUGCUGAUGGAACAACAGUGCCGCCUGGAGAGGGAGCAGGCACAGCAGACGCACAUUCAAAGACAGAUCCUCAGUACUCUACAGAGUCUUGCCUCCAAACAGGGAUGUUGCAGCAGUGUUCGUCAGCAGCACAACAAAACCCCAUCGCCUUCAUCUUUGCCGGCUGCUUCUCCGUCUACAUCCUUCAACCAAGAAACGUUCAGCUAUAAUCAAAGCACCUACACUCACUGUAACCAAAACCAGCCAGCUUACAACUCCUUAGACAAUAUGGAACCUAUACAGACCUUCAAACUGCCGGGAUUGAGCCCAAACAUGAAUGGAUUCCCGGCUUGUAGCAAUGCAGACAGCCUCCCGCUGUCUUAUACGCCCCCUCAGAAACAACCUUAUGUAACUGCAUACCCACAGCAAAGCACUCAAACCCUGAUGGUGACCUAUGCACAACCCUAUGCUUCCACGUAUAACACCACACAUUCUCAGACAUUCAGAAGAUCAGAGAGUAAAUCUUGUGAGUUUCCAAACAGCUGUCCAGGGGGAACUCUGCAGGACUGCAGUGCCUCCAUGCAACCAGCAAUGGAAUCGAACCACUCUCCACAGGAUCAGCAGGCCAAUAUUAUCAAAGUGGAAGGUCCUUAGGAUCCACAUUCUCCUUUGUGUCUGUGGUGGGUUGGACCAUAAGGGCUUUGAUUCAUUGAUAUUUUUUCCCCUUUAAGAGUCUUUUUGCUGUAGUUGUAUGCGUCACAGUAUUUACUAAUCUGUAGCAUUUCUUACAUUAGUUUUUGCAGUUGUAUAUAAGAAUAGGGAUUUGAUAUUAAUGUUGCUGGGACCUCUUUUAAGCAUAGCUAUGGGUGCCAAUUAUUCUGCAAUUUAUAGAAUUUCUGUAGUUUAAAAAAGUUUCUUUUUGUAAUUUCUGUAAAAACAAAAAACAAAACUGUGUCUGAAGUGGUGAUCAUAGUUGAUCCCAUGAUUUGUAUGAUUCAGUUGAUGAUGGUUUUCUAGCCCCAAAGCUGUUCAAAAACUGCUGCACUCUGAUUUCUGUAUGUGGAUUGGUUUUGUCAAAAUUUAUUAUUUAAAAAAAGGCAAAACUGAUCCCAAACCAGGCUAAAUUUUGUGUGUUCAUCCAAUUCUAUUUUUACUAACAAAGUAAAAUAAAAACUCGAGCACACUCCAAUUCCAUAAAUUUUUGUCUUGGAAAAAAAUUUCAAGGUCAAAGUCCUGUUAGAGGUGGAUUUUCACAAGAUAAAAUAUAAUACAAAGUAUAGAUCAAAGGGGCUUU